AUGUCCCACAGGAAAAUGCACCUGACCUUCUCUCUGGUCCUCAUCCUCUGUGGCCUUCUUAAUAGCAUCUGCUGUGAAAAGAAACAAAGAUCCAGGUGGAAUAUUUACCCAGUCUCAUCAUGGAAAAUUUCACCUGUCCACCACAAGAUAGAAGCUGGCAAUAAGGCUUUCGCCCACAAAUUGUUCAAAACUCUGUUAACGGAGCAUCCCAGAAAGAAUAUCAUCUUCUCCCCUCUGAGCAUCUCUGCCUCCUUGGCCAUGCUUUCCCUGGGGACCAGAUCCACAACGCUCACCAACCUCCUCGAGGGCCUUGGAUUUGACCUCAAAGUCAUGAGGGUGUGGGACGUGCACCACGGUUUCCAGAGUGUGGUCCAGUUGCUGAAGCAGCUGAACAGAGAGGGGCGCUUGAAGCACAGAGACAUGCUCUUCAUCGACAGCAACAGGAAGAUCCAUACCCCGUUUCUGUGGGACGCAGAGGGGAUAUAUGGCGUGAAGGCUCACAUGAUUGACUUCCGCGAUGUAGAAAAGACCAAGAAGCAAAUCAACCACUUUGUGGCUAAAAAAAUGCAUAAGAGAAGCAAGGGAUUCAUCACCUCUCUGAACCCUCAUACCUUCCUGCUUCUUAUAAACUACGUUUUCUUCAAAGGCAUUUGGAAAAUGGCUUUUCAUGCCAACCUCAAGCACAAGGAGGACUUCUUUGUGGAUGAGCGUACCACAGUGCAGGUGGACAUGGUGUGGAAGAAGGAACGAAUAAUUUAUAGCCGAUCGGAGAAGCUGUUCGCAACAAUGGUUAAAAUUCCUUUAACUGGAAACAUGUCCAUAGUCCUUGUGCUCCCAGAUGUAGGACAGCCUGACUCUACUAUAAAAGAGAUGGUUGAUCAAAGAGCUACACUUCUGAAAUCCAGUGACAUGAGGUGGGUGCACUUAAUUAUGCCCAAGUUCAAGAUCUCCUCCAAGAUAGACUUAAAAAAACUGCUUCCCAAAAUGGGCAUCAGCAAUGUGUUUACUGCAGCAGCAAACUUCUCAGGCAUCACAGAGGAGGAUUUCCCAGCAAUUUUUGAGGUGAUACACGAAGCCAUAAUGGAGGUGAGCGAGAAAGGCAAGAUGGACACCGCCAAGGACAUGGACUCUAGCAACACCAUCCCCUGCCACACACAUAGAGCAGCCCCGUUGGUCGUGAAAUUCAACAGACCCUUCUUCCUGUUUGUGGAGGAUUGGGGGACUCAACGCACAAUCUUCAUGGGCAAAGUCUUCAACCCCGUAGCUGAACCAGACAGCACUGCCUCUCUGGCUGAUUCUCUCUGCAGCCUGCUGGAUCUACAUCUGCCAAGGUUUUCCAUUUCCGGGACCUAUAACCUUGAAGAAAUACUUCCCCACAUCGGUCUCACCAACAUCUUCAACUUAGAAGCUGACUUAUCGGGAAUCACUGAGCAACUCAACAAAACCAUCUCCCGGGUGUCACACAAGGCUGCAGUGGACGUGAAUGUGUGGGGAACCAGGGCAGGGGCUGCCUCUGGCCUCCUCUCCCAGCCGCAGGCUCUGAACGCAACGUCGGCCCCACAGGUCCGUUUCAACAGGCCUUUCCUGGUGCUCCUGUGGGAGGUGACCACUCAGAGCUUGCUCUUCCUGGGGAAAGUCGUCAACCCGGCUGCAGGGUGACUGUGGUGGGAGGCCAGGUGGUGGCUUUCUCCCCCUCCCCUGGAACAAUCCGGAAGGCCCACACCAGCCUGCCCCAGGCUGCCCCAGCCUGCACCGUGGGCUGCUCUAAGGACCGGUUAAUCAGUGUGCAAAGAUCCUAAUAAAGUUGACCUUGGGUUGUGUGAA
Messenger RNA from Ailuropoda melanoleuca (giant panda), 1824 nucleotides. It is a transcript of the gene SERPINA14, whose product is annotated as uteroferrin-associated basic protein 2. The record is from RefSeq and is a predicted model, not a curated record. Gene Ontology annotation, molecular function: serine-type endopeptidase inhibitor activity. NCBI's taxonomy places the organism in Eukaryota, Metazoa, Chordata, Mammalia, Carnivora, Ursidae. The transcript has 6 exons. Bases 1 to 1659 code for a protein of 552 amino acids.